Peromyscus leucopus (white-footed mouse) is the source of this 2793-nucleotide messenger RNA. RefSeq names its product ubiquitin specific peptidase 45 (gene Usp45). The transcript is spliced from 18 exons. Lineage: Eukaryota; Metazoa; Chordata; Mammalia; Rodentia; Cricetidae. Gene Ontology annotation, biological process: protein deubiquitination. The record is from RefSeq and is a predicted model, not a curated record. The coding region runs from base 89 to 2533 and encodes 814 amino acids. Gene Ontology annotation, molecular function: zinc ion binding; cysteine-type deubiquitinase activity.
AGGCCCCGCCUUCUCCGGGUUGCCUGCCGCGCAGGCGCAGAAGCUCCAGUGUGUGGAAGCUGCGGCCCGGCGGGCGGGUAAAUAACAGAUGCGGGUAAAAGAUCCCUCAAAAGACUUACCUGAGAAAGGCAAAAGAAAUAAAAGACCGUUGCUACCUCAUGACGAAGAUUCUUCAGAUGACAUUGCUGUAGGUUUAACAUGCCAGCACGUCAGUUAUGCUGUCAGUGUGAAUCAUGUGAAGAAGGCAAUAGCUGAGAAUCUGUGGUCAGUUUGUUCAGAGUGCUUGAAAGAGAGAAGAUUCUGUGAUGGACAGCCAGUACUUCCCUCCGAUGUUUGGUUGUGCCUCAAGUGUGGUUUUCAGGGAUGUGGUAAAAAUUCAGAAAGCCAGCAUUCACUGAGACACUUCAAGAGCUCUGGGACUGAGUCCCAUUGUGUUGUCAUUAGCUUGAGUACGUGGACCAUAUGGUGUUAUGAAUGUAAUGAAAAAUUAUUGACACAGUGUAACAAGAAGGUUUUGGCUCAGAUAGUUGAUUUUCUCCAGAAACAUGUUUCUAAAACACAAACAGGUGCAUUUUCAAGACUCAUAAAACUUUGUGAAGAAAAGCGUGAAACUGGUGAAAUAAAGAAGGGAAAAAAGGGCAGCUGUGUGCCAUCUGUGAAAGGAAUUACAAAUCUAGGAAAUACUUGCUUUUUCAAUGCAGUCAUUCAGAACUUGGCCCAGACUCACAUUCUCUUUGAACUGAUGAACGAGAUAAAAGAAGACGGCACAAAACUCAAGAUUUCGCUUUCGUCAGCUCCACAGCUGGAUCCAUUAGUGGUGGAACUUUCAAGCCCUGGACCAUUGACUUCAGCCUUGUUCCUGUUUCUUCACAGCAUGAAAGAGGCUGAAAAAGGACCGCUUUCUCCUAAAGUUCUUUUCAAUCAACUUUGCCAGAAGGCUCCUCGGUUUAAAGGUUUCCAGCAACAGGACAGCCAGGAGCUUUUGCACCACUUGUUGGAUGCGGUGAGGACAGAGGAGACAAAGAGGAUACAAGCUAGCAUUCUAAAAGCAUUUAAUAACCCAACUCCUAAGACUGCUGAUGAUGAAACUAGAAAAAAAGUCAAAGCCUAUGGAAAAGAAGGCGUGAAGAUGAACUUCAUAGAUCGGAUCUUUAUUGGUGAAUUAACUAGCACAGUUAUGUGUGAAGAAUGUGCAAAUAUCUCCACUAUGAAGGAUCCCUUCAUUGAUAUUUCACUUCCUAUUAUAGAAGAAAGGGUUUCAAAACCUGUACUUUUGGGAAAAAUGAAUAAAUGCCGAAGUUUACAGGAGACAGACCGAGAUCAUAAUAAUACCACCGUUGCUGUAGAAAAUACCCAUCAACCCAGAGCUGCCAAGAUGCAUUCCUCACCUAAAGAUAAGAAUCAACUAAGUCAUGACCGAAAACCCUUAAGAAAAGUACCAUCUGGAGAAGAGAAAACCGGUGUUAUGCAUCAGAAGAACGAAAACUUUGAUGGGAGCGGGUUUGCCAGCGUCAUGAGUACCGAGUCGUCACUGAACGAGAGCCCCACCGACGGCAGUGAGAAAGAAGGCAGCCUUUGUGAAAGCAGUGUGGACGCCGACAGCGAAGCUUCUGAGUCCGAGAGCGCUUCCAAGCGAACUGUGCUGCUCCGAUCCAGUGGCGAUUCCUGGGGGCACACGGAGCAGCACCUCCCCCUCGCCUUGGCAAGUGAACUGCCACAAAGCGCGGAGACUCCCAGUGGGGAUGCAGAUGUGGCUGAGGCAAUUGCUGGACUUCGUCUGGGCAGCGCUGUAAUUGGAAAUAGAGACGGUGACAGGGAAAAACAGCCACUCGGUGUCUCCAGUAACUUGUGUUUUUCAGAGGGAAAACAUAUGAGGUUUCAUAGUGCCCAAAAUGCUUUCCAGACUCUUUCUCAGAGCUAUGUAACUACUUCUAAAGAAUGCUCAGUGCAGUCCUGUCUCUACCAGUUCACAUCCAUGGAGUUGCUGAUGGGCAACAAUAAGCUUCUCUGUGAGGACUGUACUGAAAAGAAGCAGAAGUGUCAAAAAGAAACCAGUUCUGCAGAAAAGAAAGCAGGAGGAGUUUAUACUAAUGCCAGGAAGCAACUCCUUAUAUCUGCUGUUCCAGCUAUCCUAAUUCUUCAUCUUAAAAGAUUCCACCAGGCUGGCUUGAGUCUCCGUAAAGUGAACAGACACGUAGAUUUUCCACUUACCCUUGACUUAGCACCAUUCUGUGCUGCUUCCUGUAAGAAUAUAAGUGUGGGAGAGAAGGUUCUCUAUGGUCUCUAUGGUAUCGUGGAACACAGUGGCUCAAUGAGAGGAGGCCAUUACACUGCGUACGUGAAAGUGAGAGUACCCUCCAGGGAGCUAUCCGAGUCCAUGACUGCAAGGAAACCCGUACCAGGUUUGAAAGAACCUGAUAGUGAAUUGGGAGGCCACUGGGUCCAUGUCAGCGACACUUACGUGCAGGUGGUUCCAGAGUCGAGAGCACUUAGUGCACAAGCUUACCUUCUUUUUUAUGAAAGAAUAUUAUAAUUAUCUAUUAACUGUUAAUUAGCUCAUCUUUAUUUUAAUGCUGUAAUGGUAACCAUAAUAUGUAAUGUGCCUUUGUAGUCUUUAGGAAUAGUGCAUCCUUCCAGUGUUAUUUUACUUUUUCAUCAUAUGGUGAAUCCUUUAAAAAAAAAAUUAAUACACCAGGCUGUUGGGGCACGCGCCUUUAACAAUCCCAGCACUCAAGUGGCAGAGGCAGGUAGAUAUAUGAGUUUGAGUCCAGCCUGGUCUACAGAGUGACUUGC